Messenger RNA from Solanum lycopersicum (tomato), 804 nucleotides. RefSeq lists its product as uncharacterized. NCBI's taxonomy places the organism in Eukaryota, Viridiplantae, Streptophyta, Magnoliopsida, Solanales, Solanaceae. The record is from RefSeq and is a predicted model, not a curated record.
UACAUUAACCUGAUGUGUGAAAUAAGAGAUUUUGAGAAUCUAUAAAAAAAAUAAUAGGGGAUAAUGAUAAUAAGAGAGUUUAAAUGUGGAAUUUGUGUCAUUUUUCCAAAAUAAAAUCACAUUACUUGGGGAAAACGGUAAAAAAAAAAAAUCCUUUCUCUUUUCGUUAAUGUCGAACAGAAAUAGCCUAACUUCCUUCUCAAGCUAAUCCCGCCAUCUUUUCUUGCUAAACAAGUCGAAUUUUAAUUUCCUGUCCAAUAUUUUAGUUAUCUAUAAAUACAAGUGAUCAUUAACGAUAAAUUUCACCGGUAUUAUUAGCUUUUUUUUUAGUUACAUUAUUAUUGUAUUUUGCAAUAGGUAUUUAAGAAUCGAAGCAAUGGAAUUGGAAUUGGAAGCAGGAAAAGGGCAAGAUGUAUCUGCUAAUGCUGCUGUAACUUCUUGUGGAUGGAAGAAGUCCAUUGAUGGUGGCUUUAUGAGCAAUUUGAAGGAUUUUGUGAAUACCCCUAUGGCUGAUCACAAGGUUUGCUUCAAAAAUACGAUUGACGAGAAGGUUGAAAAUUUUCGAAAGCAAGUUCAUAAGCUUAAAAGGCUGGGAAAGUUCUGCGACCAUUCAAUGGCUGCCCGCAGAGGAGAAUCAUUAGCGAUUCGAUCGGACAUGACUCACGCAUAUGUAGCUUUUGAUCAAUUUUAUUAAUAUUUCAGUUCUCUUUUGUUUUUUGUUUUUUUCCUUUAAUGGCAUUCCUUGAGUUACCUGAUCAAAAUUUUGCAAUUUUAGUAUAAUUAAAGAGGUUCAUAUUCUCUGCC